Messenger RNA from Humulus lupulus (European hop), 735 nucleotides. RefSeq names its product probable E3 ubiquitin-protein ligase ARI8. Gene Ontology annotation, molecular function: ubiquitin conjugating enzyme binding; zinc ion binding; ubiquitin protein ligase activity. Gene Ontology annotation, cellular component: ubiquitin ligase complex; cytoplasm. The transcript is spliced from 7 exons. Bases 1 to 735 code for a protein of 244 amino acids. Gene Ontology annotation, biological process: positive regulation of proteasomal ubiquitin-dependent protein catabolic process; ubiquitin-dependent protein catabolic process; protein polyubiquitination. NCBI's taxonomy places the organism in Eukaryota, Viridiplantae, Streptophyta, Magnoliopsida, Rosales, Cannabaceae. The record is from RefSeq and is a predicted model, not a curated record.
AUGGCUUGGCUCACUGUCUUUACAAGAUGCUUUAUUAAGACUUCUCUGGGUACAAAAUGCUGUGUUCUAAUUUAUACAUCUUUGGUGAUUUUGAGGAUAUUGGCUAAUUCUAAACCCUGUCCAAAGUGCAAACGGCCGAUUGAGAAAAACCAAGGGUGUAUGCAUAUUACUUGCACUCCACCUUGUAAAUUUGAAUUUUGUUGGCUCUGCCUUGGUGCUUGGUCGGACCAUGGUGAGAGGACUGGCGGUUUUUAUGCAUGCAAUCGUUACGAAACAGCAAAGCAAGAGGGAGUGUAUGAUGAAGCUGAGAAAAGAAGAGAGAUGGCCAAGAACUCGCUAGAGAGGUAUACUCAUUAUUACGAAAGAUGGGCAACUAACCAAUCGUCUAGGCAAAAAGCACUUGCAGACUUACAGCAAAUGCAGAGCGUGCAUCUUGAGAAGCUGAGUGACAUACAGUGCCAACCUGAGUCACAGCUAAUGUUCAUAACUGAGGCCUGGCUUCAGAUCGUUGAGUGUAGGCAUGUUUUGAAAUGGACAUAUGCUUAUGGAUAUUAUUUACCAGAGCAUGAACAUGCCAAGAGACAGUUCUUUGACUACUUGCAAGAUGAGGCAGAGUCUGGGUUGGAAAGACUUCAUCAAUGUGCAGAAAAGGAGCUACAUGUUUACCUUAAUGCAGAGGGCCAAUCAAAAGACUUCAAUGAGUUUCGCACAAAACUUGCUGGACUGACCAGGUAG